This is a messenger RNA of Penicillium brevicompactum, 2829 nucleotides long. RefSeq names its product putative kinesin family protein (KlpA). Bases 1 to 2829 code for a protein of 942 amino acids. The record is from RefSeq and is a predicted model, not a curated record. Gene Ontology annotation, biological process: microtubule-based movement. Gene Ontology annotation, molecular function: microtubule motor activity; ATP binding; microtubule binding. The transcript is spliced from 3 exons. Lineage: Eukaryota; Fungi; Ascomycota; Eurotiomycetes; Eurotiales; Aspergillaceae.
AUGGAGGGUGAAAACAUGGUAAUAUAUCCCCGCCUUUGCGAUCUUCAGAUGGAACUGACCCCCGUUCAGUCGCAAAUGCAAACAAGGGCGUCCACUCGGAUGCGCAUGCCACAGGCAGGUUUACGAGAGGCCAGCUCGGCGAUGACCAACUCUCGCUCAGGUAUCAUGGCGCCAGGCACAAUCGCAAACAAGGCCAUGAGCAUGUCGCGUAUGGAACCCUCACCACCAUUGGCGCAACAAGCACUGACACCCUCCGAAGCAACUCGCCCCAAAGCCGCCAACCCUGAGACUCGGAGAGCAGGAUCAAUCGCCCGACAACCUCCCCCAACCGCUAAGACGCACAGCCGGGGUAACUCAUAUGCCUCAUCGACCAUGUCCCGAUCUACCGCACCCGCGUCCCGCAACGGUCCCUUUUCGUCCACUGUCGGCCCCGGAACUCGCCCGACAUCGGCCAUGUCGAGGCCGCAAUCCUCCUUCAACGGCCGUCGACCUGUUGGCGCAUCUAUCCCGCGCGCAGCAAGCGCAUUGGACACUCACAUGGAAGACACAUCUCCGAGUGUGCUAGGAAAACGAAAGGGUAUGUCGCAAAUUUCUUUAAUCCCUACUCGCGCUCCCUCUUGCCCCGUUGGACCUGUCACCCCAGGAUUGGACCAAGGUUGGAACGAGGCUAGUGGAAUCGCAGCUCUUUUUAUCUCAGAAGGUUCUGUUUGUUCUCCGACUCCGUCUAUUGCCUCGACAAUUCCUUGGUCUCCCAGGACCCCUGUUCCCCGCGAAAUCCAUGGUACCCCAAAGCCACCCGUGCUUCGGAAUUGUGCAUCCGCAGCCUCGCUGUUUACCACCCCUAUGCGUUAUGACGGCACGCCAUCUAUCUCCCCAAGGCGCCCGUUCAAAAAACCCUCAAUCCCCGUGUUUUUGACCAAAGAGUCUACGACCAGAAGUUUUGACCAUGUUACAGGCCCCGAAUGGGAUCAGGAUAGUCGCGAAAAGAGCCUCGAUAUGUUGAUGACGACAUUCAUGGAAAAGAUGAAUCAACAAGGCCAGGCGAGCACCGGCUUGAAAGAGACUGUGGAUUUAUACAAAACAAGAAUAAGUGAUCUUGAAACAUCUCGCGACGAGUUGAAGGAAGUCACUAUCACCCAGCGCGUGGAGCUGGACUCAUUACGCAAUCAACUUUCUACGGCAGAGCAAACACUGAAAGAAGCGAAGCGAGAUCAUGAAAUCGCAGUGGACGACCUGGACCAGCGCCAUCGCAUUGAACUGGACUCUUCAAAACAACUCAGCGAGAAGGAGACGGCAAACAUAACCGCUCGAUACCAGGAUGAGGCCCGCGAAUUACGGCGAAAGUUUGAUCGUGAGAUCGAGGACGAGAAGGCUGCUCGAGUUCGAGCUCUCAGCCAGCUGACCUCCCAGUCUGCUUUGGAUACGCAAAAGUCACAGAUCGAGUUGGAGCGCAAGGAUCGUGAUCUGGUGACUUUGCGAGAGGAGUUGCGUAACCUCAAGGCGGAUUUAGAACGCGAACGAAAAACCGUCCAAGACCUGAAGCAAAACUUGGAGACACUCAGCGGGAACAGCGUCACGUUGGAGUCUUCUAUCCGGGCGCUCAAGGCACAUAUCGAGUUCCUUGAGGGUGGACGCGAGGAGCAGUCAAAAUCGUUUGAGCGGUGUAACCAACAGAUGAGAGAUGCCUUUGCCGAGACGGAGGCCAUCAAAGAAAAGCUGCGCAGAGAGGAGACCCUGCGUCGCAAGCUUCACAACCAAGUACAGGAGCUUAAAGGGAACAUUCGGGUGUUUUGUCGCGUGCGUCCCUCCCUGAAAAGUGAGCCUUCGUCCGACCUCACUCUCAUGCAAUAUCCCGACGAAACCGACGAUGCAAAGGAGAUCAACAUCAUCGGCCCCGAGGAGAAAGGCAGCCUUGGAGGCGUCACCCGGAAGAACAAUACUUUCUCAUUCGAUCGCGUGUUCAAUCCUUCCACUCAGAACGCCGAGGUCUUUGAUGAGAUUAGCCAGCUUGUCCAAAGCGCCCUUGAUGGCUAUAACGUCUGCAUAUUCUGUUAUGGACAGACCGGAAGUGGCAAGACACACACAAUGUCAUCGGUCGACGGCAUGAUCCCCCGCGCUGUUCACCAAAUUUACGAAACCGCGCAAGGGCUUGAAGAGAAGGGUUGGCGAUACACCAUGGCUGGUAACUUUGUCGAGGUCUACAACGAAAACCUCAAUGAUUUGCUGGGAAAUCCCGACGAGCUGGACAAGAAGAAGCAUGAGAUUCGCCAUGAUAUGCAGCGAGGCAAGACGACCAUAACCGACAUCACCACAGUGAAUCUGGACUCUCCACAGAUGGUUGAGACGAUUCUCAAGAAUGCUGACGCCAACCGUUCAGUGGCGGCAACCAAGGCCAACGAACGAUCCUCGCGUUCUCACUCUGUGUUCAUAUUGAAGCUCACCGGCGAGAACCACAUUACCGGUGAACGCAGCGAAGGCACACUCAACCUCGUCGAUCUGGCAGGAAGUGAACGUCUAAGCCACAGUGGAGCCACGGGAGAUCGUUUGAAGGAGACACAGAACAUUAACCGCAGUCUCAGCUCCUUGGGUGAUGUGAUCGCCGCUCUUGGUCAAGGGAAAGAAGGCGGCCAUAUCCCCUAUCGGAACAGCAAGCUGACCUACCUUCUUCAAUUCUCUCUUGGCGGGAACUCCAAAACGCUUAUGUUUGUGAUGGUCAGCCCCCUUCAGGCGCACAUGUCAGAGACCUUGACCAGCUUGAAGUUCGCCACCAAAGUCCAUAACACUCAUAUCGGAACCGCAAAGCGACAGGCACGCGUUCGCGACACUUGA